GUCACCUGGUUCAGUUGCAUUGUGAAGGGUUUUUGUUGAUGGGAUAAUGAGUACAUUGUAAAACGUAACUUAUUCUAAAAAACAUACCGAAUUCAAGACUAGAAUGCAAAAACUAUGCCCUAUUUCUGACCAAAACGGCUAAAAACCACCUACAUAUAGCCCAUUUAAGGGAUUAACCACCCUCCCCCUGCUGCCCUCACCUGGGGUUCGUGGACAUCAGGGCUCUGUUCCGAGAAACGAAUUUUGAGGAACAGACGAUUUCCAAGGACAAAUAUCCGAGCAUAUUUUCGCGCUAACUGGAGGCUGUUGUGUUUAUUAUCCUUCAAAUAUUUAUUCGCAGCACGCACAGUUACAUUGUUACCUUACCACACGCUUGCUUGUCACGAAAGAUAUAAACUUUGUCCUUUCAAGUGUAACGGCUAUUUUGAUUGGCUUAAAUGGUAUGGCCGGAAAGUUAUCCAAUCACAUUUCGCCUUGUUCAAGGUUGAAUGCUCAGCUCGAGAGCUUGCAUGCAGAGCUUGCAUGCAAACGCCUGUCUGGUUACAAAUCUCUCGAAAGAUUUGGGAGAAUUAACUUAAAAUGGAUCUCGUUCUCGACUUUCUCGAUCAUUAUCUAUUUACACCGUACAUUUAUCCUACCACGUGGCCUGAAAAUGAUUUACUCAGGCAAUUUGUUUCAUUGUUUCUCGUGGCAAACUUCGGAGGCGUGAUCUUGUAUUUUUGCCUCGCAUCUUUCAGCUUCCUCUUCGUGUUCGAUCGCAUGCUUAUGCAGCACCCGCUGAUUCUAGAGAACCAGAUUCAAAAAGAAAUAAUGGUGACCUUGAAAUCUACUCCAUUCAUGAGCUUUCCCACAGCUUUGCUCUUCCUUUUAGAGGUACGCGGGUACAGCCGACUGUAUCUUCCAUCAGACUUCGCCUGGCCACAUUUUCUCGGGGACAUCUUCUUCAGUGUUAUUAGCUUUCUUGUAUUCACCGACUCAUUAAUUUACUGGAUCCAUCGCGGAUUGCACCAUCGCUCUGUGUACCAGUAUUUGCACAAGGUUCAUCACCGAUGGAAAGUGCCAACUCCAUUUGCAAGUCACGCAUUUCAUCCUGUAGAUGGUUUUCUUCAGAGCCUGCCGUAUCACUUGUUCCCCUUCUUAUUCCCUUUGAACAAAUAUGUUUACCUGACGCUUUUCGUUUUCGUCAAUAUUUGGACGGUGUCGAUUCACGAUGGAGACUACAGAGUUCCCGAGAUGCUGCGACCCGUUAUCAACGGAUCCGCUCACCAUACCGAUCAUCAUUUACUCUACAACUGUAACUAUGGACAAUAUUUCACUUUGUGGGAUCGUAUCGGUGGCUCGUUUCGUCAUCCAAACGCUUUCCAAGGAAAGGCUCCUAUCGAUGAUCUGAGGAAAAAUGAAGGCAAAAUGGAGUAAUGGUCGCAAAUAGAGCAAAUAGUUGUGACAUGAAGUUUUGCUUGUUUAUGUGCAGAGACGGCGCGCGCCAUAUACAAAGUAUAUCAUUUCAUGCCUAUUCAACCUAAUUUAAUACAAGAAUGUAAACAUUGGAAUAUUACACCUUGUCACCGCUACCUGAAACCAUUCGUCUCCAGGCAUCAAGAUCUUUUUCAAUUUGGAGAUUUUUCAAGCAAUGCCAAGCUAUAUUUGCGGACAACCAGAGAACUCUAACUUUUCAAACCUUUCUUGCCGUGACCGUGAUUUGCUUCUGGUUCCUCAAAAUAUUGCUUUCUGUUCUCACCAGGAUCCUUAGCUGAAUUCUUUUGGUUCAUGACAGUGGGGUAAAUGGCCAGUCAUAUAUUAUGGGUGUAUAUGUAGUGGUUUUCACAAUGUGUGACUUCUUGAUUGGACAGCUGUAUACCUUGUUGUUUUGUAUAAUUUGUAAUAGUAACUGGACCAAGUGGAGUACAAUUCAAGGACUAAUUGCACGAGUAAUUUCAAAAUUGGUUGA
Messenger RNA from Orbicella faveolata, 1948 nucleotides. Its product is annotated as lathosterol oxidase-like. Gene Ontology annotation, molecular function: oxidoreductase activity; iron ion binding. Lineage: Eukaryota; Metazoa; Cnidaria; Anthozoa; Scleractinia; Merulinidae. The record is from RefSeq and is a predicted model, not a curated record. Gene Ontology annotation, biological process: lipid biosynthetic process.